This is a messenger RNA of Bactrocera tryoni, 759 nucleotides long. RefSeq lists its product as uncharacterized. The coding region runs from base 84 to 467 and encodes 127 amino acids. The record is from RefSeq and is a predicted model, not a curated record. NCBI's taxonomy places the organism in Eukaryota, Metazoa, Arthropoda, Insecta, Diptera, Tephritidae. The transcript has 3 exons.
CAGCCUUGAAGCAGCUACAUCAAGUGCUGCCAUUCUAACUAAGAAAACAAUUUCAAAAGCCUUUAGUGUAUCUGAGUAUCAAUAUGAACUCGCAUAUAUACUGGAUAACUAAGUUUAGUUGGCUGCUAGUAUUCAUGCUGGUUUUCUGGCAUCGUGCCACACAAGGAUUACCUUCUUUUUCACCCAAUGAGUGUGAACCCGGCCUUUCAGUGGAUCCCAGAGAGUGCGCGCAUGGCGCGUUUGACUUAAAUACGAACCGCACGAACUGCGAACCUCGUAUGGUUUGUUAUAGGAAUAUAGGUGAGCCUUGCCAGGAGCUUGUCGCUAGCAGCAAUUGCUUGCCACCGCUGGUUUGUAAUUGUGGUAAGUGUAGUGAAGUGUUGAGCUACUUAUGCCGCAAAAAAAUGCCACCGAUAUUAAAUAUGUCAAAGCGUAUAAAACCAGUUUAUACGGAAUAUGUCUAUUAAGAUGUCGUUGAAUGCUGGAAUACCAAAAAAAAAUCUUUAGACGGACAAAGAUGGAAGCAACGAACCAAAGGACUAACGCUUGAAACUUGAUAAAUAGUUACAAAAUAUCAAAAACUAAUCGAAAAAGCAUGCUAAAAUGCGUAAAAGAUGUAUAUUCCAUAUUAUGAGUGAUAUUAACCCGCAGUAUUGAUAUAACCUUAAGUAUAAUGUAUGCUCUGAGCCAGUAGUUAACUAAAAAAUGUUAUAAACAUAAUUCAUGUUAAUAAAAGUACUUGCAAAAUUACAAAAAGUA